Molecule: messenger RNA, 363 nt
Organism: Aspergillus terreus NIH2624
Lineage: Eukaryota; Fungi; Ascomycota; Eurotiomycetes; Eurotiales; Aspergillaceae
Product: MARVEL domain-containing protein
Exons: 2
Coding region: 1-363 (120 amino acids)
Cellular component (GO): membrane
Source: RefSeq, a predicted model, not a curated record
AUGGCCUAUACCACUGCUUGGCUACAACCCGUGCGGGGCGUCCAGACCCUCUUUGGCAUUGCCGUCUUCGGUCUGAUCAUCUACAUCCUCGCGGUCUACAAGUAUGAUGCGGUCACGAAGUUGAUGCUCUUCAACAGCAUCUGGGCUGGCUUUGUCGCGACGCCCUACCUCGCCUUGGCGCCGGUGCACUUCCCCCGAAUCGCGCACUACCUCGUCAUCCCCGUGGUCGAGGCAAGCACCUUCAUCCUGUGGCUGGUCGGCGUUAUCCUCUUGGGCAUCGACCUGCCAUCGGCUGGGAACUGUCACUUUGCCGCCUGCGAAGCCACCCAGGCGGCGGUCGUCCUAUCGGCCCUGGAAUGGUGA